Biomphalaria glabrata is the source of this 561-nucleotide messenger RNA. Its product is annotated as octopamine receptor beta-2R-like. Gene Ontology annotation, cellular component: membrane. The transcript has 2 exons. Gene Ontology annotation, biological process: adenylate cyclase-activating adrenergic receptor signaling pathway. The record is from RefSeq and is a predicted model, not a curated record. NCBI's taxonomy places the organism in Eukaryota, Metazoa, Mollusca, Gastropoda, Planorbidae. Gene Ontology annotation, molecular function: G protein-coupled receptor activity. The coding region runs from base 1 to 561 and encodes 186 amino acids.
AUGAUCGAUAAUGCUACAAACUGUAGUUACCUCACUCAAGCGAACACUUUCGCGCCAUUUCUAACAAGUAGUCGGACACUUUUGGUGUUCCUGGCAGUUUGCAUGAGCGUCUUUGCUGCUGUGACGCUUUUCCUGAACGCUGUAGUCAUCGUAGCCGUCUGCAAAUCCACGGGUCGAGGUCGCAGUUCGUCUGCUCGCAGCAAGCGGGCUGGCAACAACACGAAAGUGGUCAAACUCCUGAUGACGUCAAUGGCCGUGGCCGACUCUAUCGUCGCUCUGGUCAUCAUGCCGAUAAGGAUCUCAGAGCUGGUCCACAACGGGAUGUGGGUCAUGCCAUUCGACAAGUGCAAAUAUCGAGGGACAUUCAGCGUCUACAUGUGCACCGUGUCAAUCUACCACGUGGCCUGCAUGGCCAUCGACAGAUACCUGGCCAUUUGCAGGCCACUCUCCUAUCACGUGAUGACGGUCAACGCGGGAUACGUCAUGGCUGGACUUAGCUGGGCAGUCCCUGUCUUCAUAUACCCUCUACCCGUACUCUCGGAGAUGAAAUAUACUAGCUGA